This is a messenger RNA of Yamadazyma jaroonii, 7473 nucleotides long. NCBI's taxonomy places the organism in Eukaryota, Fungi, Ascomycota, Pichiomycetes, Serinales, Debaryomycetaceae. The record is from the annotation of a GenBank genome assembly.
AUGGGGAAAAUAGUAAAGACCACAAAGUCAGCUAAGAAGUUCACCUUCAGCUCUUUCAAAGAGCGUGUGGAUACUAUAAAAAUCGAACCCACCCUUAAUUUAAGUCAAAAAGUUUAUGAUGAUGUAGAAUCAUCUCAUUUCAUAAGUACUGUAACUCAUUGGAGUGAAGUAAAUUUGAGUAAAACUUUCAGUGAUUUCUUAUAUGAAAUAAGAGAAAUAAGUAACUCAUUACCACAGAUCAUAUAUCACCAGGAAAAGAUAUUCGAAAGUUUGAUCAAGCAUAUUGAAAUCAAUGAUUCAUAUUCAAUUCAACCUUUAUUAGAAGUAUUAUCACAAUUUAUUCAUGAUUUAGGACCAGAUUUCAUGAAAUUCUAUGAAAGAACUUUGAAGACAUUAACCAAAUUAGCAUUAGAAAUCAAUCCCAACGAUAUACAGAAUAAUAACAAUUCAUCAAAUCUUUUAGAAUGGAUAUUCAAUGGUUUGACUUUCAUCUUUAAAUACUUAUCCCGUUAUUUGGUUGAUGAUUUCAAUGCUACUUUCGAAAUCUUAUUGGAUAUUUUGACUUUAAAUAAGAGAAACUAUCUUUCUAGAUUUUGUUCAGAAGCAUUAUCAUUCUUAAUCAAAAAGAUGAAAUCUGAUCAAUUAUCUCAAGUCAUCGAUUAUUUAUUGAUACAAAACCGUGAAAUUUUCAUCAACAAUGCCACAUAUAGAUCUUCAUUAAUUAUAAUUUUCAGUGAAUCUAUGAAAUCAACUAAAGAAUCAUUCCACUCAAAGUCCAUGUUGGUAUUCACUCAUCUUUUAUCAAUCGAUAUUAAUAUCUCCAAGUUUUUGAUUUCUGGAAUCUUAUUAGAAGUUUUACUCCAUGGUAAUUCUUCUUCAGCAGAAUUGUUCAUUACCACUGUCAUAGGUAGUCUCAAAUCAUCGAUAACUACUGAUAAUCUUGCAUCGAUAUUGGAAAUAUUGAUUUCCUUGAUUUUCGCUGAAUCUGGUAGAAAAGUUAAGAGCUGGGAUUUGCUUGUAAAUACUUUAAUUCAAAUCUUACAACUUUUACCAAAAAUUGAGGCUGAUAGUGAAAUCAUUGAUAGAUUAUUGUUCUGUUUAACCAUUUUAGUCAGAAAUUGUGAAGUUUUAGCAUUGAAUAAGAGUAUUAAGAAGAUCAUAACCUUACUCAUAGAUUUUAAACAAGGGAUCUAUUUCAUACCAUUUGUUGAUUCAAGUUUGGAAAUGUGUCAACAAAAAAUUAUGUCUAUAAAUAUUAAAAGUUAUCUCCAAGAUUUCAUUAUCAAGCAUACCAAUGAUGAUAUAUUGAAACAAUUAUCCUAUUUCCUUUUCAAAAGACCUUCAUUUGAUAUUUCCAUCCCCAAUACUUUGAUUGAAGAAGUAAGUUCAUCCAUUAAUUUAUCUUCUGUGGAAAAUGAUAACUUACUUGAUAUUCAUUGGAGAUUGAAUUUAAUCAAACACCUGAAUAAAAAACUUUCAUUCAUGGAGUUCUUCAAUAGACUCCCACUUGAUUCAUUAUUUGAAGCUGAUUUGAUAGGUUUGUCUUUGAAUCUUAGUGAUUUCACCAUCGAAUAUCUCCAAUUCUUCCAAGAGAAUUUUGAAUUUUUACAAAAAUCAUCAAUUUUCAUGGACCUUUUCCUGAAAUAUUUACUGGAAAUUGAUAGGUUGGAAAGUAAAGAUGAGUAUUUCAAGUUAAUUUCAAUGACUUCGGAAAACUUGUCUUUGGAUGAUAACAAAUUGAGACUCAGUUCCAUUGGUUUCAUCAUUAACUGUUAUAAUAUUAUGGACAAAGAAUGUCCUGAAUUAUAUUCACAAAUCAGAUUGAUUGAACAAAUGCCAUUGACUAUUAAUAACGCCAGAGACAUUCAAUUAAGAAUUAGGAAUUUGGCUAUAGAGUUUGGUCAAAUGGAAAAGGAAGAAUUGCAUUGUAAAAUCAUUUCCCAUUAUUACUUUGGAUUAUUAACUAAUAAAUUCCAACCUUGUUGGGAAGGUGUUUUCGAAAACAUCCCUACUUUAGUUAAUACUUGCGAGGGUUACAUUUGGUCCUUGACUAAGAAAUUCUUAGAUCACAAGGGAGAUUUCAUUAACUAUCUCAAUAAUCACGACCCAAUGUUUGUGGAUAACGAUGAAGUGGAAGUGAAUUUGAUCGAUACCAGGAUCACUGACAAUUUCAGAAAUUUGGAAACUAACUAUUAUCUCAAAUACAGAGUGUUAGCUGAAUCAAUUUUAGAAUUUGCUGAAACUUCUGGAACAAAAUUAACCUAUUCUUCAAAUGUGAGAGAAUUAACUUUGCAAACCAUACUGAAAAUUCCAGAAAUUGCUGAAAAUAAGGUAAAUUAUCAUGAACUUGUGGAAUAUGUAUUGAAUUCCGAAUCUACUAAUAAUUGGACUUCCAAAGAAAGAGAUUCUUUGUUAAGCAUUUUCCCUAAGUUCAAAUCUUUAAGGUCAUUGGACAGCUCCAGGGAAUUGUUCAAUAAAGCUAUGGAUAUUUUGACCCUGAAAAAUUUGAAAAGUCAGAAGUUGGCUUUAGAUGUGGUGUUAAAUUAUAAAGUUGGUGGUAUCAACAGAUAUAGAGAUAAUUUGAAGAAUCUUUUGGAUGACACUUUGUUUAAAGAUGAAAUUACUACCUUAAUAACAGCUGGGAAUGACUCCUUGAUAGAGGAUGAUGAUGUGGAAUAUGUUAUGCCUGUUGUUUUACGUAUUUUUUUCGGUAGAGUCCAAGGAAGUUCCAGAAGUAAUAGUAAAGCUGGUAAAAAGACAGCAAUCAUCAACAGUCUUCCAAUUUUGAGUCAAGACUUGAUUAGUCAAUUUUUAUUAUUGGGAUCAGAAAAAAUCAAAGUGCAAGAUGUCAAGACCAUCUCAUCUGUUGACGUUCCAAUCAAAAAAAUCAAUGGUUACAUUAGUUUGUUGACUGAAGUGUAUACUGUAUUGGGACAUAAUUUCAAGGAUUCACUUGUGACUACCAUUGAGCCAUUGAUUUAUUCAAUCUCUGCUGCUCAAUUGAGAAUUGAUCAAUUUAAACUCGAUGGUAAAGAUACAGGAGUUGAAGAAGAUCCAGAAGAAGAAAUCAAGACCAUUGAAUCAUCUAAGGAAGAAGAAAUUAUAAUCAAAAUGUCAAAGAAUAUCCGUCAAUUGGGAAUGAGAUGCCUUAAUGAUUUAUUUAAAUUAUUGGGUGAUUAUUAUGAUUGGGAACUUCAAUUCGAUACCAUUUAUAACUUCAUAAUCAAACCAAGGUUGGUCAACUUCGCUGAUGAGAACUUACAACAACCUUCUUCAUUAUUGAAGAUCAUCACCAGUUGGAUCAAAAUUCCUAAAAUCGGAAAGUUCUUAUUGAUCGAUGAUUUUAGUCCUGUCAGAUCAAUCAUUUCUUUGAUCGAGAACAGAAAGGCUAAAGAUUCUGUCAUUUCUUUGGUGUUGUCUUUCGUCAUUGAUUGUUUAGAAACCACUGUUGACGAUGAUGAUUACUUUACUUUAUUGGCUUUGAUAAUCGAAUCCCUUUUCAAAAACUUACCUGUGAUCAUUGAUUCUACUAAUGACGCCGAAACUAUCAAUAAAGCCAUUACUAUCCUUUUAUUGUUGAUCAAAGGGGAAUAUAUUGAUAAUGACUAUACCAGAAACACUUUAAUCGAGUCAUUAACCAAUGCUUUCAGCAAACCUCCUGGUAAGAUUGUUCCUUCUGAUAGGGAAAAGAUUUUAAUCUCAUUAACUUCUUUGGUGAGAGAUUGCAAUUUAUCUUCAGAAGAGUUUUUACCUUUUUAUAAACAAUUUUCAAAAGGUUUCAAGGUAUUCUCAGAGAAGGAGAUCAGAUUCCAAUUGGUUCAAUUAUUCAACGUUAUUGGUGGUAAGUACGACGAGUUCAAAGAGAUUGCCGAUGCAUUGGCCAAAGUCAAUUCUUUUGUCACUGAACAUAGACGUUUGGGAGAUUUUGAUUAUGAAGAAGUUUUAAGUGGUUAUAAAAUGAUUAAUGAAGAUUUAUAUUCUCACUUAACAACUGUUCAAUGGUUACCUAUAAUCUAUGCAGCUUUGUAUUUCAUCAAUGAAGAAGAAGAAUUGGUUGUUAGAUCAAAUGCUACUUAUACCUUGAACCAUUUUGUUGAUUGUUAUUCGAAUUUAAACGAAGAGCAAGCUGCUGAAUACGUCAAGUUCAUGAAAGAUUUGAUCAUGCCCGAAAUUAGAUUGGGUAUCAAGAAUAGCAUUGAGGUGGUUCAAACCGAGUUCAUCAGUCAUUUGGCAUACAUUGUAAAGAAUUCAAAUCAUUUCACUGAUCUUGAGGAUAUGAAGAUUUUGUUAUUUAAUAAUGAUGAAGAAGCUAAUUUCUUCACCAACAUUAAUCACAUUCAAAUCCAUCGUCGUCAAAGAGCCAUUAGAAGAGUGGCAGAAUUAAGAAAUGAAUUGAAGAGUAGUAGUAUUUCUCACUACAUCUUGCCUAUAAUUGAAAAUUAUGCUUAUAAUGCCGAUGAAAAAUUAAGAAAUGUAGGUAAUGAAGCUAUCGUAUCUAUCGGAUUGUUGAUCAGAUGUGUUUCAUGGAAUCAAUUCAAAUCAUUGAUCAGAAAAUACGUUGCAAAAUUAAGAGUGUCUAAACCUGAAAAUUUGAAAACUUCAGUAUCUAUUGUGGUAGGUGUCUCAAAAGCUUUGUAUUUGUCUUUACUUGCCAGAAGAAACACAGAAAGUGUGGACAUUCUUAGAGAGUUCCCUAGAGAUCCCGAACAGGAAAUUGACGGGUUGAUUGUUAGGGAUAUAGUUCCUACAUUACAGAAGAUAUUGAAUCAACGUAAUGAUGAAACUAUUGUCGAUAGAAUUGUUAUUUCCGAAGCUUUGGUAAAUUUGAUCAGAUGUAUUUCUGAAAACAAAAUUCAAGAGAAUUUACCGGGACUACUCACAUCAACUUGUCAAGUUUUAAGAUCUAGGUCAGAAGAAUUGAGAGAUGCUGCUAGAAAAUCACUUUGUCAAAUUGUUAAAGACCUUGGACCUAGAUAUUUCAAAUUCUUAUUACAAGAAUUGAAAGGAGCUUUAACCAGAGGUUCUCAAAUUCAUGUUUUGAGUUAUACAAUGCAUGCAUUCAUGAUGGCCAUUCAAGAUACAUUAACCCACGGAGAUCUUGACGAAUCUGCUAAUAUAAUAGUGGGAAUCAUCAUGGAAGACAUUUUCGGGGCUGCAGGUCAAGAAAAGGAAGCUGAAGGUUACACUAGUAAAAUGAAGGAAGUCAAACAUAAGAAAAGUUUUGAUUCUGGUGAACUUUUGACGUCUAAUAUUUCAUUGAAUGAGUUCGGUGAAAUCAUUAACCCUAUCAAAUUGAUUUUACAAGAAAAAAUAUCUUUGAAAAUCCAAAACAAAUUGGAUGAGUUACUUAGAAGAUAUGCUUUAGGUUUAAAUCAUAAUGAAGAAUCUACUUCCAGAAAUAUCUUGAUUUUGAGUUUCCAAAUCAAUAAACAAUCCGUUGAAGUUUUCAAAGAAGAAGAAGUUGUCAAAAAAGGUCCAGUGAAACCUGUUCAUAAAUUCAAAACUAAUCCAGAUGAUCAUUUUUUGGUUAAAUUGAAUGCUAGACCUUUGAAAACUCAAGUAGAUUUCAAUCUUUAUAUGUUCACUUUACAAAAGUUCUCAUUUGAAUUGUUAAGAGCUGCUAUUUCAAGACAUGAAGAAUUGUUAACUGUGGCCAAUAUGCAACAAUUUGUACCUUUAUUAGAACAAGGGGUAAAUUCUAGUCAUGAAGGUUUGGCUGCAACAUCUUUGAGAUUACUUCACACCAUCAUAAAACUUGAAUUCCCUGAAGAAGUGAAUAAUACUUUCAAAUCAUGUGCCAGAAAAGCUUUGAGUAUUAUUAAAGACAGUCCAAGUACCACUAAUGAGGUUUGUCAAGCUAGUCUUAGAUUUUUGGCCACUUUGAUUAGACAUAAAUCUGAGGUCAACCUUAAAGACACAGCUGUUAGUUAUGUAUUGAUCAGAAUCCAACCUGAUCUCGAAGAACCUAAGACUCAAGGUUUAGCUUUCAAUUUUUUGAAGUCAGUUGUAGCUCAACAUAUCUUGUUACCUGAGGUUUAUGAUAUCAUGGAUAGUGUUUCUAAGAUCAUGGUUGUUAAUCAUAAUAGAGAAAUUAGAGAUAUGGCUAGAAGUGUAUAUUUCCAAUUUUUGAUGGAGUAUGAUCAAGGAAGAGGUAAAUUAGAGAAACAAUUCAAGUUUUUGAUCAAUAAUUUAAGUUAUGAAACUCCUACUGGUAGACAAUCUGUAUUAGAAUUAGUCAAUUUGAUUGUCAAUAAGGCUGGAGAAGAUUUAUUGAACAGAAUAGCUUCAUCAUUCUUCUUAACCUUGGCCAAUAUCUUGGUCAAUGAUGAUUCCAAUAAGUGUAGAGAAAUGUCUUCACUUAUAAUCGCCAAUUUGAUUAAUCAUUUGAAAGGAUCCAAAUUAGAUAACUUGAUUAAGUAUACUAACGCAUGGUUGACUCAAACUGAAAAUGAUCUUUUGUUGAGAUGUGGAUUAAGCAUUUAUAAGAUUUAUAUCAACGAAUUCAAGUUCGGAACCAACAGUGAAUUGGAUAAUUUGGCUUUGGACAGACUUAAACAAGUAUUUGACCAAUCCAGUAAACAUGAUGAUGAAAGUGAAGCAGAGGUUGAAUGGCAAUUAAUCUAUAGUUGUUUGAAUGUGUUCACAACUAUUUGUGGUCAAGAAAAACAGAAUAUUGUUGGCGAAGCAUACGAAUCAAUGUGGAAAUCAAUCAUGGAUACAUUAUUAUUCCCUCAUUCAUGGGUAAGAUUGACAUCGUCCAAGUUAGUUGGAAUCUUGUUAAGUAACCUAUCAAGUUGUGGAUUUGAAUUAUCCAAUUUGGAAAUUCAAACUAUUGCUUACAGAUUAUUACAUCAAUUGGGAGCUCCAUCAAUUACACAGGACCUUGGGAACCAGGCCAUCAAAAACUUGGUGUUGAUAGCCAUGAAAUGGGAAACCGAUAGUACUAAAUUUGAAAAUCACGCGAAGGUUGAUAGCGAUGAGCCUGAAGAAAAGAAAUAUGAUUUUGCCAUUGAUUUCUUGAUUCAUAGAGCUUGUUCUAUUAUAAGACAAGAACUCAGAGAUUCUUUGAUUUCCAAACAAUCUUCUAUCAAGUUAUGUGCCAUGGUAAUACAAAUAGUUAAACAGAAAAGUUUAUUAGAGAAAAUUUCUGAAGAAAUAUUACUUUCUUUAUAUGGAUAUAACGAAGCCGAAGGAUCCACUAACACAGAACUCAAUGAGUUAGCCAGUGAAUGUAGGGAUAUGAUCGAAGAGAAGUUGGGAGGAAUUAUAUACUCUUCCAUUUAUACCAAGGUCCAAAAAACGGUCUAUUUCAGAAGACAAGAGAGAAGAACAAAAAGAGCUCAAAUGGCUGUCAAUGCUCCUGAAAUUUCUGCUAGAAGAAAAAUGAAGAAACAUGCUAGGUCAAGAGAUAAAAGAAGAAGAGAUAAGGAUGCUGAUGGUUAUUAUCAUACCAAAAAGAAGAAGAGAACCUAA